CGUUGAUCUGUAGCUCGUGCGAUCAGUUUCUCAACAUGUCACAGUGGUGCAUAAGGCCAGGAGGACCCUUCAACCCGGAGGACCCUUCUGCCAUUCGGACCGAACCAUCUCCCCACAGCAGGAUGGAAGCCAAAAUGUACGGAGCAGGUUCCGAAUUAUCCAUCGUCAGCCGGAGCACGAUGAGCACCUGGAUAUCAGAUCGUCAUUUUGUUGAUGAAAUCCAUAAAAAGAGGCGUCGAGUGUGCAAGCGAUGGCGGAAAACGUGUACACGAGAUUUGCUUUAUCGCCGGUUGCCUUUCUUAUCCUGGAUCACUAAAUAUGAUUUCUCCAAGCUCCUGUCUGACGCCAACGCUGGCAUGGCCGUCUCCUUGACGGCCAUCCCGCAAACCAUCGGCUACGCAGCGGUGGCUGGCCUUCCGGCACAGAUCGGCCUCUAUUCGGCUUUUAUGGGCCCGUUGAUGUACAUUUUCUUUGGAACCGUCAGAGAAAUAUCUGUCGGUCCAAACAGUGUUCUCGCCUUGAUGAUCAAUUCUUACGUCAGCGAGGGCGGAGUCGCCUACGCCGUCAUCCUAGCCUUUCUCACUGGCGUUAUCCAGUUAAUUAUUGGAUUAUUGAAUUUAGGUUUUAUCGUCGAUCUAAUAUCGGCACCUGUUAUUUCGGGAUUUUGCUCGGCGGCUGCGCUGACCGCCAUCGCUACGCAAAUGAAAGGGCUCUUGGGACUCAAGUUCCAAGGAUCUAAUUUCCUCGGCGUGUGGAGAGGAGUGUUUGAAAAUCUGUCCGACAUCAACUAUUAUGAUGCCGGGUUAGGAUUCCUAACAAUCUUCAUUUUGCUCAUAAUGCGAAAGCUCAACUGUAUGAUGAAUCUCGAGGUCUUCAAGGGACAGUCUUGUUUACAAAAUCGCUGGAUUUCCCGGGUGUUGUGGUUCCUUUCAUCCAGCCGCAACGCUUCUGUUCUAAUAUUCAGCUGUCUGGCAGCGUACCUGUUGGAAAUAAAUGGAUUGAAUCAAUUGACCUUGUCAGGUGAUAUUGAGCCAGGACUGCCGACAUUCAAGUUACCGCCAUUUCAAAUUGAGCGUCAAGUGGAUGACGACGAAAUUCAAGUUUUGAAUUUUUCAGACAUUUGUGCCGAAAUAGGAGCCAUGGGCAUUGUCCUGUUCCCGUUAGUCUCUAUCCUGGAGCAAGUGGCCAUCGCCAAAACUUAUUCUCACGGCAAAAGUACCGAUGCCACUCAAGAGAUUAUCAGUCUUGGAAUCGGUAACAUUGCCGGCUCCUUUGUUGGAGCCAUGCCAAUAUCCGCCAGCUUCGGACGCUCGGCUGUUCAAUCGUCGAGUGGUGUACGAACCCCUAUGGUCAACGUCUUUUCGAGCGGUGUGAUCCUAUUGGCCCUUGGCCUUCUCAUGCCAGCAUUCUAUUAUCUACCCAAAGCUGUGCUGGCCGCCGUUGUCAUCUCAUCCGUUAUGUUUCUGGUAGAAUACGAAGAAAUCAAGCCCAUGUGGAAAUCGAGAAGAAUCGAGUUGCUUCCCUUGGUGAUUACUUUCCUCAGUUGCCUCUUCGUGAACAUGGAGUUUGGCAUAAUACUGGGGGCUGGCUUUCACCUUUUGCUCCUAUUGCACUUGGGAAAUAAGCCAAAAAUCUCUGUCGGAGAAAUUCAGGCCAUAAACGUCAUCAAAACAUCGACGCCGGAAUCGACUAUGUUGGUGCUUGGUCAUGCGACGAGGCCGAUCCCGGUCCAGCAACGAAAAUCUGUCCGUGAAUUGGUCAACACUUCUGCCAUAGAAGCCAAAAGGAUAAGAUUAAUCUGUGACCGAAGUCUACAUUUCCCCGGCAUCGAGAUGUUCCGGAGUCGCAUCAACGAGGUUAUCCACGACGAGGGAUGCGAGAAACUCAUCAUCAUCGCCGACUUGGAGCGUGUCCUCGAAAUGGACUACACUUCGCUCAAAGUACUUAAAUGCAUCUACGCGGAUCUUCAGAAGAGAGAGCACACACUUAUAUUCGACAAAGCCAACGACGUCAUUCAACAACACCUUACGACGGCUAUGGACAUUCCCGUUUCGGCCUUUAUUCAAAUAACCCGUCAUAACGUAACCGUAUAGUGUUUUUUAAGAAAAUUUGAUCUAUUUUAUAAUGUGUGCACUAACUGUGCUACUUACAGAGUUGCUUCUAAAUCAAAGUCGAUUUCAAGCGCUCAAUUUGUCGUGUGCUGACGGUGCGUUGUUUUCUCCCCCCUCUGAAGUGCAAGUUCCUGCAAUAGAUUAUGUUACGUAUUUUAUACGAUCUGAAUUGAAAGAUGAUGGUUUCUUUGUUCUUUAUAUUAAACUGAAGUUGACAUGUACAAUACAAUGAAAAUUUGACGGUAAA
Messenger RNA from Daphnia pulicaria, 2358 nucleotides. Its product is annotated as sodium-independent sulfate anion transporter-like. The transcript has 12 exons. The record is from RefSeq and is a predicted model, not a curated record. Gene Ontology annotation, cellular component: membrane. Gene Ontology annotation, biological process: transmembrane transport. Gene Ontology annotation, molecular function: secondary active sulfate transmembrane transporter activity. NCBI's taxonomy places the organism in Eukaryota, Metazoa, Arthropoda, Branchiopoda, Diplostraca, Daphniidae. The coding region runs from base 36 to 2093 and encodes 685 amino acids.